AUGCAUAGUAGAGUAUCACGCAACUGGGACACUGCCGAAAAUGUACUCCACUGUUUCAUGCAUGUGAAAACCAGCUCUCGACUGCCUCGUGAAUACUUCACAAUCACCGGACCGGAAGGUGAAUACACGGACUAUGUGGCCACGCGGUGGUAUCGAGCACCGGAACUGCUGGUUGGUGAUACACAAUACGGUCCUCCAGUGGAUGUUUGGGCAAUCGGUUGCGUAUUCGCUGAAAUGAUCACGGGGACGCCUUUGUGGCCUGGAUCGUCUGAUCUGGAUCAAUUGUAUCUAAUCACCCGGAAUAUGGGACCGGAUACUAUGUAUGGUCUGGUCUCCAUUCAACUGCACCACCGUUCUUGGUUGUUAAGCAACCUUAUCAACUCACAGUCUCCUGAUGAUCACGUGUUACAAGUCUGGACUUAA
Molecule: messenger RNA, 423 nt
Organism: Echinostoma caproni
Lineage: Eukaryota; Metazoa; Platyhelminthes; Trematoda; Plagiorchiida; Echinostomatidae
Source: the annotation of a GenBank genome assembly